Messenger RNA from Heteronotia binoei (common prickly gecko), 3979 nucleotides. RefSeq names its product GATA zinc finger domain containing 2A (gene GATAD2A). The transcript is spliced from 11 exons. Lineage: Eukaryota; Metazoa; Chordata; Lepidosauria; Squamata; Gekkonidae. Gene Ontology annotation, molecular function: sequence-specific DNA binding. Gene Ontology annotation, biological process: negative regulation of transcription by RNA polymerase II. The record is from RefSeq and is a predicted model, not a curated record. Gene Ontology annotation, cellular component: NuRD complex. The coding region runs from base 47 to 1975 and encodes 642 amino acids.
UUUCUGGAAAGUGCUUUGUCUCUCCGACUGAAUCCUGGGAAAGGUCAUGUGUGGACCCAGUGAUGUCAUGAGAUCACAAACUGACUCAGCUCUUUUGCAUCAGAUAUGUGUGUCUGUCUUGCAGAACACCAUAAUGACGGAGGAAGCCUGCCGGACACGGAGCCAGAAGCGAGCACUGGAACGCGAGAUCAACCAGAACGACGUCGACAGUAAAAAGAUGAAGCUGGACAAAGGCCUUUUGGGGGGCCCGGAGGCCAAUGCCGAAGGCGGGGACCUUAAGAUAAAGACUGACCCCACCUCCGGGAGGGUCCCGGGAUUAUUAAAAGGAGGGGAGAUGAAAGCCACCAUCAAAGUGGAGGUGCAGACGGGGGACGAGCCAGUGGACAUGAGCACCCCAAAAAGCGACGCCAAGCGAGAGCGAAGAGUGCCGUCACCAGAUGUAAUAGUCCUCUCGGACAACGAGCCUUCGAGUCCCAGAAUGAACGGGUUGACGAAACUAGUGAUCAAAGAGACCAGCGCGGAGGUGUUGAUGAAAAGCAGCCCUGAAGAGCGAGAGCGAAUGAUCAAGCAGCUGAAGGAAGAGCUGCGGUUAGAAGAGGCAAAACUGGUGCUGUUGAAAAAGCUCCGACAGAGUCAGAUACAGAAGGAGGUGACGGCUCAGAAGCCAACUGGCUCCUCAGGAAAUACCGUGGCAACCCCUCCACCGUUGGUGCGGGGAACACAGAGCCUCACUUCCAACAAGUCAUCCCUUCUUCAGAAUUCUUCUUCCCGUAUUCCUGGGACUGUUAUUCCUCCCCCAUUGAUCCGUGGUGGGCAGCAAGCCUCCUCGAAGCUGAGUUCUCAGCAGAACACACAAAUAGUCAUGCCCCCUCUUGUCCGAGGGGCACAGCCCAUUUCUGUGUCUCCUCAGCAAAUCCACAACAUUCGCCAACACUCCACCUCAGGGCCCCCUCCGCUGCUCCUGGCUCCCCGGGCCUCCGUCCCCAGUGUGCAGAUACAGGGCCAGCGGAUCAUCCAGCAAGGCCUGAUCCGUGUCGCCAAUGUCCCCAAUGCGAGCCUGUUGGUCAACAUCCCACAGGCCUCUCCGACUUCUCUCAAAGGCACAGCAGUGACGUCGGCCCAGGCGAACGCUGCAGCCACCACGGCCAGCGUGGCUUCCAUCGUCAACUCCAACGACUCCCCCGCCAGCCGGCAAGCAGCCGCCAAGCUGGCCCUCCGGAAGCAGCUGGAGAAGACCCUCCUGGAGAUCCCCCCUCCCAAACCGCCAGCCCCCGAAAUGAACUUCCUGCCCAGUGCAGCCAACAACGAGUUCAUCUACCUGGUUGGACUGGAGGAGGUGGUGCAGAACCUCCUCGAAAGUCAAGGCAAAGUGUCGGUGGUUCCCUCCUCCCAAGAGCCCUACACCUGCGUCCAGUGCAAGACGGACUUCACCUGCCGCUGGCGGGAAGAGAAGCGGGGGCUGAUCAUGUGCGAGACCUGCAUGUCCUCCAACCAGAAGAAGGCCCUGAAGGCUGAGCACACCAACCGCCUGAAGGCCGCCUUUGUCAAGGCCCUGCAGCAGGAGCAGGAGAUCGAGCAGCGGAUACUGCAGCAGGCCGCCUCCCCCGGCCAGACCAAGUCGGAUCAGCUCGCCCAGCAGCAUCAUGCCCUCAAGCAGACCUCCAGUCAGCUGCCCCGAACCACCAGCACCCCCCGUGGAGUCUUGCAUGCAUUUAGCCCGUCGCCCAAGUUGCAGAACGCAUCUGGCGUGGCCGUACUUGGUGGCAGGCAAGGUAAGCAUGCUCCGAGGCCCAUCGGGAAAGGCGGUGCUUGCACUUGGAAGAAGACUCCCGCCAAUGCAGGCGGGGCGCUCAAUUUCGUGAACCCAAGCCUCACCGUGCACAAAACGACCUCUUCGGCUGUGGACCGCCAGCGCGAGUACCUUUUGGAUAUGAUCCCACCGCGAUCCAUCCCGCAGUCGGCCACCUGGAAAUAACGCUGGAGCCUCCGCCUUCUAGUGGGAGACUUCGAUUUUUUUUUCGGGGGGGGGGUGUUGAUUCCUCACCCCACCCCCCUUCCUCUCCCAUUUGAAUUUGCUGCCUUUCUCUGCCUCCCCCCACACCCCCAUUUUACCAUGCAGUGGAAAAAUCUGCUUUUUGAGCCUAGCUGGAUUUGCCCCAUGGGGGGGCAUCGCAGGGGAGGCUUAAUUUUUUCUUUGGUUGGCCCUGCCAAAGGCUGCCUCACAUUCCACAGGGUGGAAGGAAUGCUUUUCUUUUUUUUUUUUUGGUGGGGGGGCAACAGCAAUGAUACAAGGCUACCAAAUUCUUGCAGCAAAGGCUGGCUUGGAGAGGGGAGAGCAAUCUCGGUGAUUCUUCUUUAUUUUUUCUUAUGUAUUUCUUUUUUUUUAGUUUUGGGAGCUGACUUUUUUUUUGUUUUUGUUUCCCCCCUCCCCCUUUCAAUCAGCACUAGCACAGAGAGAGGAGGACUGCACAAAGUCGUGUGCUCUCAGCUGCUUCUGGUUCCCUUCCCCGCCUUACAUUUGUAGUCAUUCAGGUUUAGUUUUCGUUUGUUUGUUUGGGGGGGGGGGGCGGUUCAGUUGAUCGUACGACGGUCAGUAGCGAUCAAGGGUAUACUUCUUCUCGCCUGCGGAAAACAGAACUGGAACCCAGCAAUAGCGGACAAAAUCGGAAACGUCGGGGGGGGGGAGGGGAUCGGCGCCCCUCUUCGUCCCUCCCUGACGACGCCGUAUGUGAUUCCCAGGGAGGCCAUGGGGUUAAUGGCAGGAUUUGAUUCCACCACCACCCCUCCCCAUCUGACCAUAAAUUAUGAAGCAGUGCGUGAUGGAUCUAGCCACUGUUGGAAGAGACAGGGCAAGCGAACACAGGGUUGGCUCUUUUGUAAAACCACAAUCCCACGUCUGGACAUCUUGCCUUGGACACUCAACCAUCUCAGCCCCAAGAAUUACUGGACAGUUAAAACCCAAAGAAUGUCUUGAAAUCUCCUUCUGAAAACAGUCAGUGUGUUGGGGGCGGGGGGAGAGGCAUGUGGUUAAGAGCUCUCACCUGUAGAAGAGGUCAAAGAAAACAGGAAUAAUUUUUACAGAAUAAUUUUUUUUGGGGGGGGGGGGUCUUCCUCGGUGACACCUUUGUAAUCUCACCCCCCUUUUGGCUGUCUUUGAGCAGUGUGCAAUUUAGGUUUGUUGAGCAGAAGGGACCAGAGGAGUAAGAAGGGGGGGGGGGUUUGGGGGGGUGGUAUUAAAAAAUAAAACAGAAUUAAAUGUGAGACAGAAUUCUGCUUGUCUCCAUUGCUGCUGCUACAGGCGAGUGGUGGGUGAGGAGCAGGGAAGAUGAAUAAGAAUCCUCUUCCCGUUAGUACCAUUCUAAGUCACCAGCCCCCAAACACAGCGAUGUCGGAUAAGCGGGCCGCCUCUGACGUGAGAAUUUCAAUUCGUUCUGAAUGUUCCACCACCCUCUUUUGGAAGGAGGGGAGAGGGCGGGGGACAGAGUUCCCUGUAGCACCUUGUCUAACUUUGGCUUUAAAUCCAUUCUGCCCUCUCCUCCCCUCCCCCCCCCCUGGAAAAAAUGAAUUCCAGCUAUUAAUGCAGAAGCUUCAGAUUGACGUUUUCACCCCUCCUCUUUUUUUGGGGGGGGGCAGGUUUUGUUUUCUAGUGGUGGAGAAUAUGGACCUUUCAAUUAUGAUUUGUAAUAACAUGUCGGCAACAGAUUUUUAAUGCUGACAUAGAAGGUGCAUUGCAAAAAUUAUAUAAAUAUAUAUAUAUAUCUAUAUAUAUAUAAAGAGGAAGGGGGCAGGAGGGGGGGUUAACACUGCAGUUGAACCAUUUUUUGGGGGGGAGGGGGUCCUGGGUGGGUCUGGUAUUUUGUUAGCUGCAAGUUAGAUACUUAAUUUAAAAAAAAAACAAAAACAACUGUGGCUGUACAGGGGCGAAAGGUCCCUCUUCAGAUUUAUGACUAUUGCAUUGUAAUAAAAAAGCUCCUUCUAA